CCAUUGUUGGGGAUCUCCUGGUAACGGAGUCAAUAUAAACGAUAAUGAACUUCAGAAACCUCUUCUUGUCGUUCUUCUUCCUUCUGGCAGUUGGACUGGCUCUGGUCCACGCCGAAGAAGCUCAACAGCCUCGCGGUCCGAAGAUCACUCAUAAGGUGUACUUCGAUAUUGAGCAUGGAGAUAAGCCUCUAGGCAGAGUUGUGCUCGGGUUGUACGGCAAGACCGUUCCCAAGACCGCUGAGAACUUCCGGGCUCUUGCUACCGGCGAAAAGGGCUUUGGCUACGAGGGAUCUACCUUCCACCGUGUUAUCAAGCAGUUCAUGAUUCAGGGCGGUGACUUCACCCGUGGUGACGGCACUGGCGGAAAGUCCAUCUAUGGCGAGAAAUUCCAGGAUGAGAACUUCAAGAUUAGGCACACUAAGAAGGGUCUUCUCAGCAUGGCCAACGCUGGCAAGGAUACCAACGGAUCCCAGUUCUUCAUCACUACUGUUCCUACUCCAUGGCUCGAUGGCCGCCACGUCGUUUUCGGCGAGGUCCUUGAGGGUUAUGAUGUGGUCGAAGCCAUUGAAAACGUUCCUAAGGCUCCUGGCGACAAGCCCGAACAGGUGGUCAAGAUUGUCAAGAGUGGAGAGCUGGAGUCUAAGGACAAAGGUAGCCACGAGGAGCUGUAGACCUUUUCCGGGUCAUUGUUUACUUCUUGGAAUAGAUUGAAGCGUGCUGAUGGUUCUUGGCCUAUUAAAGAAGACAAUGUUAUCACUGAAGAACCGUCAGAGAUUCCGGCACCAUCGACACCAGCACCAACUCCACCAUCAGCAAGCUCCUGGGCUUCCUCUUAUCCUCUGUCCGGGUUCGUAGUAUUCCUUGUUGCCAUCGCUCUUAUCGUGAUCUCCGUUCGGAGACGCUACAAGGGCCGGUGCCGAUGCCACGGGAAAGAGAGCGAUGAGAAAAGUAUUGCUUGAAAAGAAACGCAGGAUGACGAUAUUUAGUUAGACACUAUUUGCUCCCCAGAUCAACCAUCCAAUUAGAAUUAGCUUCCCCGAUACGCAUCUGACUACAGAAGGUACUCCGUACUAAGUAGGAGUAGUAGUAACCCGGCGUACCUAUCAACGAACGGGCUUCUGUGUGUAGUCGGAUUAUCCCCCAUAGAAGCGGUCAGUAACAGUUCAUCAACUUGGUAGUGG
This is a messenger RNA of Aspergillus alliaceus, 1181 nucleotides long. Its product is annotated as peptidylprolyl isomerase. Gene Ontology annotation, cellular component: fungal-type vacuole; endoplasmic reticulum. The coding region runs from base 45 to 671 and encodes 208 amino acids. The record is from RefSeq and is a predicted model, not a curated record. NCBI's taxonomy places the organism in Eukaryota, Fungi, Ascomycota, Eurotiomycetes, Eurotiales, Aspergillaceae. Gene Ontology annotation, biological process: protein folding; protein peptidyl-prolyl isomerization. The transcript is spliced from 6 exons. Gene Ontology annotation, molecular function: peptidyl-prolyl cis-trans isomerase activity.